AUGGCGAUGACGCUGCCGCUGCAGGUUCUCGACGAAGGCUCGGUCUCGAUGCUGCUGGCGGUGGUGCUGUUCCCGUUCGUCAAGAUUGUGGUCCUCGGCCCGCUGGUGACCAACGACGGCUGGCUUGCGAGGGCGAUGCUGCUUACCAUAUUGCUGCUCCCGUUCGUGGUGCCCGCGAUGACCUUCAGCCCGCUGGCUGUCGCCGAUCUCGGCGUCGUGCUGGCGAUGCUGCGCUUGGAGCUGCGCGUCUCGGUGGUCCAGCUUCCUUUCUUCGUCUUCGUGAUCCUCGUCUCCUCCGCGGUUGCAGUGCGUCUCGCGCGAGGCUUGCCGACCUUCUUCUUCGCGGCGGCGCAGCUGGUCAUGGCGCUCCUGCGCGUUUCGAGGGCGGGCUCGGCGAGGAUGGCGACCCGCGCUAGCUCGCGUGAGCGCUUGAGGAGAUUCGCAGGGCCUGGCCUGAGCGCGUUCCUUCUGGGCGCUGUGAUGAAUCAUCGCUCUCGGCGCGGCCGCCGUCCGCGCCCGCUUCUCCGAGUCUCCACCGUUGCGACAAGUUUGACCGUGACUGCCUCGACUAUGAUCACAUUCCUGCAGACCUCCUGGCCCGCGAUGGCACGGCGCGCAUGCAGACGACCAAUGGCAUCGAUGACUUCUCGGACUCCGCCGGCCCCGCGCUGA
Messenger RNA from Prorocentrum cordatum, 672 nucleotides. NCBI's taxonomy places the organism in Eukaryota, Dinophyceae, Prorocentrales, Prorocentraceae. The record is from the annotation of a GenBank genome assembly.